AUGAAUUAUCAGAUUUUCAAACUUUUGCAUGCAAUACGUCAACGUUCUUUUAAAAGACCAAGUUCGGCAACGAGCAUUCGCUCAUUAAGUACCUCUACAAUAAUACAACCCGAAUCACGGUUUUACGGUCAACCGACGGCGGAAACUCAUCCACAUUUAAUGAAGCCCGGUGAAACAACACCCGGGAUAUCAGCCGUCGAGUAUGAGUUACGAAGAACAAAGCUAAUGAAUAAGCUUCCGGAAAAUAGUGUUGCCAUAUCAUUGGGAUAUCGAACAAGAUACAUGUCAAACAAAGUAUUGUUCGUAUAUUAUAGUUUUAAUGAACCAGACGCGGCUAUGGUCUUAGAAAAGAAUAACAGUCAAAGGGGUUAUAAAAUGACAAUGUUUGUACCGCCAAAAAAUCGAAGUGUAGAAAUCUGGGAUGGCCCUAGAACAGGUCUGUUAGGUGCCGUAUAUAUAUUUGGUGCAGACGAGGCUAUGGAAUCGUCUAGAUUCAAUUCAAAAAUUAAAGAAAUCGCAAAGAAUUACAAAGACGUGUACAUUGACCUCCCUCCACGAACAAACAUUCUUUCAAGUGAAAGUAUUUCGAAGAGCAUUAGCCGAACUCAUGGUAUUCCUUCGUUAUAUACACUUUCUUGCGGGUUUAAAUGUAUUCGAGAUUAUCUCGAUAGAUUAAUUCGCCCUCAUCGUCUCUCUGUCUCUAAUAUUUUUGGUUUUCAAGUGAAACCAUUGAGUCGUAUAGUUCAAGAAUUGAGAAUUAUCAAGAGCGAUGCCGAAAUUUCAUUAAUGAAGAAGGGUGGACAGAUAACCGGCAAAGCAUUCAUAGAGACAAUGAACUUUACAAAACCCGGUUUGUCUGAACAUGACUUAUCCGCCAAAGUUGAGUUUGAAUGCCGGAUUCGUGGAGCGCAGUAUCUUGCAUACGUCCCGGUAGUUGCUGGAGGUAUUAAUGCCUUAACGAUGCAUUAUGUAAGAAAUGAUAUGCCUUUGCGCAACGGUGAUUUGAUAUUAAUGGACGCGGGUGGAGAAUACCAUGGAUAUGCUAGUGAUGUUACGCGAACUUGGCCAAUAAAUGGUAAAUUUUCGCCACCUCAACGCGAACUUUAUGAGGCCGUGCUGAAUGUCAAUAGAAAAUGUAUAAAGCUUUGUACCGAAAAGCAAAACAUUUCAUUAAAUGGUGUACACGAGCAAUCUGUCCAAUUCAUGAAAGAGGAACUAUCAAAUCUUGGAUUCAAUCUUGUAGAAGGGGACGUGGAUCGAGUAUUAUAUCCUCACCAUGUUGGACAUUAUCUUGGAUUAGAUGUUCACGAUACGCAUGACUUGGAUCGUUCACGAUCACUGAAAAGUGGAAUGGUGUUAACUAUAGAACCUGGAAUUUAUAUUCCCCCUAAUAAUGCUUACCCAAAGCAAUAUCAUAGUAUUGGAGUUCGUAUAGAGGAUGAUGUGUUAGUUGGUGAAACGGAUCCAUAUGUAUUAAGUUCAACAGCGCCAAAAGAAAUCGAUGAUAUUGAAUAUUGUAUGGAAAACUAA
Funneliformis geosporum is the source of this 1530-nucleotide messenger RNA. The record is from the annotation of a GenBank genome assembly. Lineage: Eukaryota; Fungi; Glomeromycota; Glomeromycetes; Glomerales; Glomeraceae.